AUGAAAAAAGUCCUCGUUCAUAUCCUGUUAAUUCUGCAAAAUGUGUGGCCAGGCAGCACAACUUUCUCAGAGCUGAAUAAUUCGGAUCCCAAAUUUAGUGGCCCCAUAAACAAUGUAACGGUGCCCGUGGGACGAGAUGCGCUGCUCACGUGCAUCGUACACGAUCUGGUUAGCUAUAAGGUGGCCUGGCUACGCGUCGACACGCAAACCAUAUUGAGCAUACAGAAUCACGUUAUUACCAAAAAUCAUCGCAUUGGCAUCUCGCACACGGAACAUCGCAUCUGGCAGCUGCGAAUACGCGAUGUCCACGAAUCGGAUCGUGGAUGGUACAUGUGCCAGAUCAAUACGGAUCCGAUGAAAAGUCAAAUGGGUUAUUUGGAUGUAGUUGUGCCGCCGGACAUCGUUGACUACCAGACCAGCCAGGAUGUGGUGCGUGCCAGCGGUCAGAAUGUGACGCUCACCUGCACAGCGACGGGCGUGCCGUUGCCCACGAUCACCUGGCGGCGAGAAGAGAACACGCCAAUGCCAAUGCUGCUGCCAGCGAUGAGCGAAGAUGACAAUGACAACGAAUUACAGCCGAAAGAGAUCUACAGCGUGGAGUCUCAAAAUCUGACCUUGUGGCAGCUGCAACGCGGCCAUAUGGGCGCCUAUCUGUGCAUCGCCUCCAACGGAGUGCCCCCCACGGUCAGCAAGCGGAUAAUGCUGGUGGUUAAUUUUGCGCCGACGAUCUGGACGCGUUACGAUACUAUCUAUGUGGGCGUGGGUCAAAAGCUAACGCUCGAGUGCAUUACCGAAUCGCAGCCGGCCUCCAUAAAUUUCUGGCUCAAAAAUAAGGAACUGUUGCAGGGCGGCAGCUACGAUUCCCUGAUCGUUGGUCACGUGCAUCGGAUUGUGAUGCGCAUCACGCUGCGGCCGUUGACGAAACACGAUUUUGGCGAAUACAAAUGCAUUGCAAAGAAUGCAUUAGGCGAGACAGAGCGCAGCAUAACAUUACAUCAUAAAGCCAAAAAGCACGUGCAACACUCGCAUCAGACAUCAUCGCGCGACAAUCAGUUUAUUGUCAUCGAAGGGUAUAAGGACAGCUACAACCAAGAGAGCAUACCCAUCCACAAUUCUCAGUUUUUGUGUCCACACAACGGGAUCAAAAACAUUUCGACCAAUCGCAUUUACCAAGUGUACAUGUAA
This is a messenger RNA of Drosophila hydei, 1185 nucleotides long. It is a transcript of the gene DIP-iota, whose product is annotated as neurotrimin. The record is from RefSeq and is a predicted model, not a curated record. Lineage: Eukaryota; Metazoa; Arthropoda; Insecta; Diptera; Drosophilidae. Gene Ontology annotation, cellular component: neuron projection. The coding region runs from base 1 to 1185 and encodes 394 amino acids. The transcript is spliced from 6 exons.